AGAGCUCCGCUCGCCGGCCGCAACGCCUGCCAUCCUCCUCAACGGCGGGCGGCGGCAGCAGCAGCCAUCUCACCGCCUUCCCUCUCGCCGCGUCCAAUCUAGCCCUCCCUUCCCCUAGCAGCCGCCGCAUACAACGCAGAUCCGAACUCCUCUCCCAUCCUCUGCCAUCUCAGUUUGGAUCUUGACCCCCCCUCGUCCUCUCCUCCCCAACCACAGCACGGGCGGGCGGCAGAUACGCACGAUGGAUGGAUAUGCAAUAAUUCCCGCUGAUCAGGAACAAUCAGUAAUUGCUGCGGACUGGAGUGCAGGAGUACUGUCAGAUGAAUUGGAGAUGCAUGAAAACUCAGCAGACUUUUCGCCACAGCUUGCUGAAGAGCAGAACCAGUUAUAUAUUCUGGGAGUCAAUGAAAUGCCAAUUAAUGACACAGGCAGUGCAAGUGAUUCAGAUGGCAGCUCAGAAAAUGAGACAGAUAAAGAACCGGGAAAGUACUUCUAUCCUGGUUUUGAGGAGUUGGUUAAUCCAAGACCACCAGAAGUUGGAAUGAGAUUCCCAACCCUUGAAGAUGCCAACCGGUACUACAGUGCACAUGCUCUCCUGACUGGUUUUGUGGCAAUCAGGGGACCGAAUUUUAUGAGAAAGAAGUUUCACAUAGAAUGCAACAGGAGCCGCAAAUUGGCCCCAUCUCAGGACCUGAAGAGGAAGAGGGAAGUAUAUUCUGUAAACAAGGCACAGUGUGAGGCAAGGGUGGUUGUGAAGCCCGUUAAGGGGCAAUGGGAGUACACAACAGUUCGGAGUGAACACAACCAUCCGUUAUGUCCAAGCCCGUCGCUCACAAGAUUCUUCCUUAGCUGCAAACACAUGUCAGCCGAAGAAAGGUCGUUUUUAAGAGCUCUGCAACAAAGUAGUAUACAUCCCAAGAAAGCCAUGAAGAUUUUCAAGAGAAUGAGAGGCAUUUUGGGGAACCUACCGUUCAAGACAAAAGAUGCCAAUACCUCACAGUGUGCAGAACAACAGGAAAAACCAAACUCAGACGUAGAAACAACAGUGAAUCAUUUGAAGGAAUUGGAGCUGCAAAACCCAUUUGUUUCCUUCACCACUCAAAUAGACGAAGAUAGCGUAGUUAGGAGUCUUUUCUGGACUGAUGCGAGGUCAAGGAUAGAUUAUGAGAUCUUCGGAGAUGUCUUAUCAUUUGAUACUACCUAUAGCACAAAUAAGCACAAUAUGCCUUUCACUUCUAUUACUGGAAUGAAUGGGCACGGAAGAACUCUCGUAUUUGGAUGCGCCUUGCUACAAGAUAAGAAAGCUGAAACCUUCAAAUGGAUGUUCCAAACAUUCUUGCAUGUAAUGGGAGGGGAAAUGCCAAGAGCAAUCGUAACAGAUCAGGAUGAAGCUAUAAAAAAAGCAAUUUCGGAGGUCAUGCCACAAGUAAAGCACAGGUUUUGUAAGUUCCACGUAAUGAGGAAAGCACGGGAAAAGCUUGGAGGCUUCAUAAUGGCAAGAGGUAACAUAAAUUCAGAGUUGGAUGCCCUAGUUAACAACUCUCUGACAGAAAAAGAAUUUGAGGAAGGAUGGGCUACGCUGAUUGAGAGAUACAGUGCAAGUGGAAAUGAGUACCUACAACUCUUGUGGGAAACAAGGAGAGAGUGGGUGCCUGUUUAUUUCAGAGAAGAUUUCUAUCCAUUUGCGGAAACGACUGGAUGUUGUGAGGGGGCAAACUUAUUAUUCAAAGACUAUGUGCUUCCUAAGGACAGAAUAGAGAAGUUCCUUGAAAGAUAUGAAGACAUGCAAGAGAGGAUAAUAAGAAUAGAUGAUGAAGAUAGGUUGCAAUCAAGAACUGAACCUUCAUGUUUCUCAAUGCAGCCUAUUGAAAAGCAUGCAGCACACAUUUACACAAGGCAGAUAUUUCUAAAAGUGCAGAGGGAGCUACUCCAUUCUACAGCAUUCAACGUGGAUGAGAUACAGCCGGAGACAGUGUUCAGACUGCAAAAGGUGUCCAACUACGAGAACCCAGAGUUUGACAGGAAUUCCUUCGAACUGUUAGUCGAACCUGGCACCAAUGCAAUCAAAUGCGAGUGCGCAAAGUUCACUAGGGAUGGUAUACCGUGCUGCCACAUGUUCAGACUUUUCACUCAGUUUGGGGUCAAUGAAAUACCAGGGCAAUACAUAGUGCCCAGGUGGACUGCCAAAUUUAAAGAGGAGCAGAUGAAACAGUACAAGGAAAAAUGCUUGGGCAGCCGUGGCAUGGACGAAUCAGAAAAUACCAUGAGAUAUGCAAUGUUACUGAGUAAAGUAACUGACAUUGGCAAAGAAAUAUGUGGUGAUGGCUCGAAAUGCGAUAAAUUCAGUCUGGAACUAGACGCGAUUGAGGGAAAAAUUGGAAAGGCGACAGAAGAAACACCUGAAACUGAUGACAGUUAGACCGUACCUUUUGUGUACACAGUCUCCGAGAACAGUCGCUUUGGCAGCAGUAGCUGCUGAGCACUGGCGCCUCCGGUGCGGUUGCCAUCAUGUGAAUAUACGAGAGGCUAUUGUCAACUGUUGAUGGACGUCAGCAUCCAGGAUGAAUCUUAGUUAGGAGAGUCAGUUAAAUCGUUGUCAUUGAGACUCAUGUUGAUGAAGUACUUAGAAUAGUUAGGUUUCAGGAGACAGGUUGUAGUAUGUCGUAUCCGUUUUCUGUCCAGGAUUAUGCUGGCAUGAGUCUAUCCGUUUUCUGUCCAGGAUUAUGCUGGCAUGAGUCUAUCCGUGUUCUGUCCAGGAUUUGCUGGCACGAGUCUAUCUUUACCUGCGGUUUCACGUGA
Molecule: messenger RNA, 2799 nt
Organism: Hordeum vulgare subsp. vulgare (domesticated barley)
Lineage: Eukaryota; Viridiplantae; Streptophyta; Magnoliopsida; Poales; Poaceae
Product: protein FAR1-RELATED SEQUENCE 9-like
Exons: 2
Coding region: 242-2419 (725 amino acids)
Biological process (GO): regulation of DNA-templated transcription
Molecular function (GO): zinc ion binding
Source: RefSeq, a predicted model, not a curated record